Neltuma alba is the source of this 3512-nucleotide messenger RNA. Its product is annotated as FT-interacting protein 3-like. The transcript has 2 exons. The coding region runs from base 306 to 3335 and encodes 1009 amino acids. NCBI's taxonomy places the organism in Eukaryota, Viridiplantae, Streptophyta, Magnoliopsida, Fabales, Fabaceae. The record is from RefSeq and is a predicted model, not a curated record.
CUUCGCCCCUGCCGUUUCGCUCGUUUUUGAAUUCAACAAUCUCCCGUCGGAAAUUCUCAUAUUCCAUUCCCUUCCUGGCUUCUGUACUUCUAUCCACCGUCCCUCUCCUUCUCCUGCAACUCUCUGUUCUAUUCGUCUCAUUCAAUAUUAUGCUUCCUCGUUGAAGCUACUCCGUCCCCCCUUAUCCUUUUGUUUUUGCCUUUCCCCUCUUUCCUUCUCCAUAAGCUCUUUAAGUGAUCGUCCAGAAGGUCAAACCUGAGAUAUAAACAACUUUCCCUCAGCAAAAUUUUUUGGAGGCAAAUUAAAUGGCAAACCUCAAGCUUGGUGUGGAAGUUGUGGGUGCUCAUGACCUCAUGCCUAAAGAUGGACAAGGUUCCUGCAGUGCUUAUGUGGAACUUCUCUUUGAUGAUCAGAAAUUUCGAACCACAAUUAAAGAAAAAGAUGUAAGUCCUUAUUGGAAUGAAAAGUUUUACUUCAACAUCACUGAUCCAACUAAACUAGCAAGCCUCGCUCUUGAAGCCACUGUCUAUCACUACAACAAAACAUCUGGGUCCAAACACUUUAUUGGCAAGGUUCGGCUAACUGGAACAUCAUUUGUUCCCUAUUCUGAUGCUGUUGAUUUGCACUAUCCUCUUGAAAAGAAAGGCUUUAUUGGACGCGUAAAAGGAGAGCUUGGUUUGAAAGUCUACGUCGUAAAUGAUCCUUCUGUACGAUCAUCAAACCCUCUUCCUCCUAUGGAACCCCUUUUGAACACAGAUCACUCAACUGAAGAUCAAAUUCAGACUCCAGUAUCAUUUACAGAUGCAAUCAAGAACACCAUUCCCCAGAAGAAAACUGAGUCAAAGCGCACAUUUCAUAAGCUUCCUCAAUCAAAACAAGAUCCUUCACCCAAACCAAGUUUACAGCAGAGUGUAAACUUCGCUAUGAAUGAGAUGAAAUCCGCACAGCCUGCUGCAAAAGCUGUACAAGCAUUUGCAAGCGCGUCAUCUCCGGUUGAUUUUGCACUCAAAGAGACUAGUCCAUUUCUUGGAGGAGGACGAGUUGUUGAUGGGAGAAUUAAACGUGGGAAUAGGCCUGCCAGCACCUAUGAUCUUGUUGAACAGAUGCAGUACCUUUUUGUGCGAGUUGUGAAAGCUCGAGACCUUCCAACGAAAGACGUCACUGGCAGCCUUGAUCCAUAUGUGGAGGUUAAGGUUGGAAACUACAAAGGAACCACCAAGCACUUCGAGAAGAACAAAAACCCUGAAUGGAAUGAGGUGUUUGCCUUUGCAGGGGACAAUGUGCAAUCAUCUUUUCUCGAGGUUGUGAUUAAAGACAAGGAUGUGGUUCUUGAUGAUCUUGUUGGAACUAUAAGGAUUGAUCUUCAUGACGUUCCUAAGAGGGCUCCACCUGAUAGUCCACUGGCUCCACAAUGGUAUUGGAUCGAGAACAAAAAUCGGGAAAGAAAGAAUGGUGAAUUGAUGCUUGCAGUAUGGUAUGGCACACAAGCUGAUGAGGCUUUUGCUGAUGCUUGGCAUUCUGAUGCAAUAUCUCCUGGUGGAAGCUCUUCAGCUGCCUACUCUCAGAUUCGAUCAAAAGUCUAUCAUUCACCGAGACUGUGGUAUGUUCGAGUAAGGGUAAUUGAAGCACAAGACUUAAUUGUGCCAGAGAAAGCUCGAUUUCCAGAUGCAUAUGUGAAGGCACGGUUGGGUAACCAAAUUUUGAAGACGAAAUCUGUUCAAGCCAGGACCCUGAACCCGCGUUGGGAGCAGGAGCUAAUGUUUGUUGCUGCAGAACCCUUUGAUGAACCAUUAAUCAUUUCAGUUGAAGAUCGUGUUGGUCCUAACAAGGAUGAGACUAUUGGCAAUCUUGUUAUACCUUUGAAUACAGUGGUAAGGCGUGCAGAUGAUCGAUUUGUCCCAAGUAAAUGGUACCACCUUGAAAAAUCUGUUUCAUCUGCCGUGGAAAGUGCGGAGCACGGAAAAAAGAAAGAAAAAGAUAAGUUCUUCAGCAGGCUUCACCUCAAUGUCUAUCUUGAAGGCGGCUAUCAUGUGCUUGAUGAAUCAACUUAUUACAGUAGUGAUCUUCGUCCUACGGCAAAGCAGCUCUGGAAGAAGUCAAUUGGGAUCUUAGAACUUGGGAUUCUGAACAUUGAUGGACUUCAACCCACAAAAACAAGGGAAGGGAAGGGGACUUGUGAUACAUACUGCGUGGCAAAGUAUGGACAAAAAUGGGUUCGAACUAGGACCAUUAUUGACAGCCUUAAUCCGAGGUACAAUGAGCAAUACACAUGGGAAGUGCAUGAUACAGCAACAGUUCUUACUAUUGGGGUAUUUGAUAAUGCUCAGAUUCAUUCCUCAAAUGGUGGUAAUAAAGACGCAAGAAUUGGCAAGGUUCGAAUCCGGAUCUCUACCCUUGAAACGGGUCGAGUUUACACACACUCUUACCCUCUACUUAUGCUGCAACCUUCUGGGGUGAGGAAGACAGGGGAUCUUCACUUGGCAAUAAGAUUUUCCUGUACAUCAAUGAUGAAUAUGAUGCAUCUGUAUUUCAAACCCCAUUUGCCUAAGAUGCACUAUGUGAAGCCACUUAAUAUUAUGGAGCAGGAGAAGCUUCGUCACCAAGCUGUGAACAUUGUGGCAGCUCGACUGAGCCGAGCUGAGCCGCCUUUGAGGAAGGAGGUGGUUGAGUACAUGUCUGAUACAGAUUCUCAUAAAUGGAGCAUGAGACGUAGCAAGGCGAAUUUCUGCCGUUUGAUGCAAGUUUUCCAUGGAUUACUCUCAGUAGGAAGAUGGAUUGGGGAAGUUUCAAGGUGGAAGAAUCCUCUAACAACAGUGCUAGUACACAUUCUGUUUCUCAUGCUCGUGUGUUUCCCAGAACUCAUUCUUCCAACAAUUUUUCUUUACAUGUUCGUGAUUGGAAUGUGGAAGUGGAGGUUCAGACCAAGAAAACCUCCUCAUAUGGACGUUAGAAUCUCUCAAGCAGAUGUUGUGAUGCCAGAUGAACUUGAUGAGGAGUUCGACACUUUUCCGACCACAAAAAGCCCAGACGUCGUACGUCACAGGUAUGAUCGGUUAAGGAGCGUGGCCGGGAGGAUUCAGAGCGUUGUCGGAGACAUAGCUACACAAGGAGAGAGGAUCCAUGCACUUCUAAGCUGGAGGGAUCCUCGCGCCACAGCCAUAUUCAUGGUAAUAUGUCUUGUGGCUGCAUUAGUAUUGUAUGUGACACCAUUUCAGAUUAUAGUUCUGUUUGCUGGAUUUUAUCUCAUGAGGCAUCCAAAACUCAGACACAAGAUGCCAUCGCAGCCGGCGAAUUUCUUCCGCCGCCUGCCUGCUCUAACAGAUACGAUGAUGUAAUUAUAGCUUCUGUGUGGGUGGCAGCGCAUGUAAAAAUCCUGGGAUGAUGUCUGUUUAUUUAAUGAGUUCAUGGAAGUUGAUACAGAUGAUGUGUACAUGCUGUGGAAAACUGUAAUGUAAUGAUUAGAUUUUACCGAGACUUGCUUCCCCCCCCCCCCGGGAUAUGUUAAACUCCUA